UUUCGGUAGAACCAGAGAGAAAUCUUCUCUCUGCUUUCAUGUGUUUUCCCGCGGAUUUUGUUAGGACUGUCCGAAAUAUAUUUUGUGGUGUGCUGUGUGGUGUAGAAUUAACGGUUUAACAAAAUAUGGAAGACAGUGAUUGUAUGAUACAAGGAGUCACGCCAAAGAAGAGAAAGAAAAUGAGACAGGCACAACUAUCAUUCCAAACGUUGAGUUCUUCCAAAUCACCAAACAGUACAGAUAAUAAGUGUAACAUGAAAAAGAGAAAAAUAAAAACGCCUUUGAUAGGAUCUAAAAGCUCUAAGAUGAUAAAACUUGCAACAAAAGAGAAUUCGGUCAAAAAAGUACCUGAGAAGGAAAGAGAAAGUACAAGUGAGAAAGAGCUUGAUAUUAGUAAUGAUAUUGUUAUAUCAGAUGACGAAAAGAAUGACCUGAGUCAAAGUGAUCAACAAAAUACUAGGAAAAUCGAUAGUACACCUAAAAGAAACAAUGUAGGAAAAAAUAAGAAACAGGAUAAAUCUCAACAAAAACCUGGUGCCUUAACUAAGUUUCUUAAAAAAACAGACAAGGAAUUUGAAAAAAGUGAUGAUAUCAAUAAUUUAUCAGAACAAAAAAGUAGUGAUGAUAAUAAUUUACCUGAAUUAAAAGAUAAAGACUGUCAAGAUACAUCUGUACAUAACGAAACAAAUGAAGUCUGUACGAAUGAAAGCUCAGACACACAAUGCAUUCGAUCUGAAUUAGAUACGUCUCAACUAAGUGAAAUAGAUGAUAGUGUUAAUAAGGAUACAGAUCUUUCUCUUCGAGAAACAGACUGUGAUAUUACUAUUUUAUCUUCGGAUAACGAAGCUUUGAGCGAGUUAGAUAAAUCAAUAUCAAGUAUAAAUAAAGCAACUGACAAACCUACAUCUCCUGUGACUCCUACAACUCCGAAAACUGACAAAGAUAAAAAUCAAAUUAAAAAAUUAACACCGAAACAAUUACAAAGGAGACAGGAAAUUGUCAAAAAAAAAGAAGAGAAGCAGAGAUUAAAAAUGGAAAAGGAAAAAAAACGGGAGGAGGAAAAAGCAAAUCGUCGAAGAGAGAGAAAAGAGAAGCAGAGGGAAAAAGAAGAAAAAGAAAGAAUUGAAAAAGAACAAAAGAAAAAGGAAAAAGAACUAAAGGAACUUAAGAAACAAAUAGAGAUCGAACAAAAACAAAAAGAAAAGGAAGCAAAAGAAGAAGAACGGAAAAAGCGAGAAGAAGCAAGGGAAGAAGAGAAAAGAAGGAAAGAAGAGGAACGACUGGAAGCCGAACGCAAGAAGCAGAAAGCUGCUUCGAAUUUUGCGAGUUUUUUUGUUUCUAAAAAGCAGGAGGUUAAAUCAGCGGAGGAAGAAAGUGUUGUUGGAGUAAAAAAUUUUAUGCCUUUUGAAAUAAAGGCCGACAUGAAAAUCGCACCAAUUUAUCGAAGAAAGCUAACUGAAUAUGAUAAAUUAUUGUUCGAUGACAAAUGCAACAUAGAUUUAGAUAAAUCCGAAUUGUAUCUCGAAGAUAUUAAAAAAAGAAGAAUUGUGCCACGUACUUCCACCAAAACGUGGCCGUUGGAAGCAAAAGAUGAAAUUAUCCUGCUAGACGAUGACAAUGAUGACAGUUCCAACAUUAUAACGAACACGCAUAACUUGGAGAAGCACCGGCCGAAAUUACUGCAAUUCGACGAAAAUCGUCGUCCUCCGUAUUGGGGCACAUGGCGAAAACGAAGUAUCAUCAUAAAUUCCCGGCGGCCGUUUGCAAAAGACAAGAAAUUGUUCGAAUAUGAAAUUGAUUCCGACGAUGAGUGGGAAGAGGAAGAACCUGGCGAAUCACUCAAAGGAUCGGACGAUGAGAAAGAUGAGGAAAAUCCGGAAGAAAAUGAAUACGACGUCGACAAUGAGUUCAUGGUUCCUCAUGGAUAUUUGUCCGAGGAAGAAGCGCAGGCUGAUGAAGAAGAAAUGGAGGAUAUGUCGCCACAAACACAGAAGAUGAAAUUGAAGAUAUUGGGAGAACAAUUUGAAGCUGAAAGAAACACGAAAACAUAUAAACUUAAGCCAAGAAUAAUCGGAAUUAUUUGGCAGGGACCCGGCAAUUUAUUUCCAGAAUCUAUUCCCCCAAAAGUCAAAGAAUUCUUGUCGGCUCGGCAAGCUUGGGUCAACAAUAUACCGAUAAGUCGUAAAAAACUUUUGCGAUAAAUAGCGAGAAAGAGACUUCGAGAGCAUAUAAUAAUAAUAAUAAUCGUUAAUGACUAUUAUGUAGAAAGAAUCGAUCAUUAUUUCGGAAAAUAAAGUAAGGGUAUGGCAAAUAAUGAUAGAUAACUAGAUAACUAAACUUGCUUGAA
Messenger RNA from Cyphomyrmex costatus, 2347 nucleotides. RefSeq names its product Chromatin assembly factor 1, p180 subunit. NCBI's taxonomy places the organism in Eukaryota, Metazoa, Arthropoda, Insecta, Hymenoptera, Formicidae. The transcript is spliced from 10 exons. Gene Ontology annotation, biological process: nucleosome assembly. Gene Ontology annotation, cellular component: nucleus; CAF-1 complex. The record is from RefSeq and is a predicted model, not a curated record. The coding region runs from base 126 to 2201 and encodes 691 amino acids.